Molecule: messenger RNA, 237 nt
Organism: Saccharomyces paradoxus
Lineage: Eukaryota; Fungi; Ascomycota; Saccharomycetes; Saccharomycetales; Saccharomycetaceae
Gene: COX8
Product: cytochrome c oxidase subunit VIII
Exons: 1
Coding region: 1-237 (78 amino acids)
Biological process (GO): mitochondrial electron transport, cytochrome c to oxygen
Source: RefSeq, a predicted model, not a curated record
AUGUUGUGCCAACAGAUGAUUAAAACGACAGCUAAGAGAAGUAGUAAUAUCAUGGCCAGACCUAUUAUCAUGAAGAGAUCAGUACACUUCAAAGACGGUGUGUAUGAGAACAUCCCAUUCAAAGUCAAAGGAAGAAAGACACCUUACGCCCUUUCUCAUUUCGGGUUCUUCGCUGUUGGAUUUGCUAUUCCAUUUGUUGCCUGUUAUGUUCAAUUGAAAAAGUCUGGUGCUUUUUAA